UUUGUUUUGACAGUGACAUUAUGGUGACAUGACAACACAUUUUAACGCGAAAUCAAAAGUUUUAAAAGUUAAUGUUCAACUUCAAAUGCAGUUAUGAAUUAUUUAUUGCGUCACCUAUAUUGAGGAUAAACGUCUCAAUCAUUUCCAAAAAAAAUAUGUUAACAUUUAUCCGGUGAUUUCUGAAGUACCUUUAUUAAAUAUUAGUGAAGAUGGCUCUUUGCGUAUACCUUUUACAAUUUGUUGCCUUUCUGGACUUAUUGGCAGUAGGGUUAAUAGUUCCCUUGGUUCCUAAUCACAUACGCCAAUUAGGUGGGAACCACAUAUAUGUUGGCUUACUAGGGUCAAUAUAUUCAGGAUUUCAAUUAGGAUCAGGCCCUCUCAUAGGAAGUUUAAGUGACCUCAAAGGUCGGAGAACUAUAUUAAUGCUGACGCUGCUCUUGUGUGCAGUUGUGUACACAAUUAUGGGAUUCACUUCAUCAAUAGCUGUAAUUUUAAUACUAAGGGGAAUGCUUGGUUUAUUUAAACAAACACAACUGUUGACAAAGGCUUUAGUGCCGGAUUAUGAGAGUAAUCAACAAAAACAAUCUGUAAUUUAUGGUAAAAUGGCUGCUAUAUCUGGUGUGGGUAUAACUUUGGGACCAGUUAUCGGAGGGCACAUUGUGGAAGAUCAUCCAGAAAAUGGUUUUAUGUAUAUUGCUGUUAUUGUUGGAUUUUGCUUCCUUGUUAAUGCAGGUUUAGUGUAUUUCCUGCCCGCAACUAUUAAGAAAGUAACAAAAGAGAGAAAAGCCAAUAAAGAAGAGAGUGUAUUAAAUAAAAUUAUAGUAAGCAGUAAGCAAUCAGUUGUUGAGCUGUCAAAAAUACCAUGGGCUGAAUAUUGGGAUGUUUUUCUACUGAAAGCUUUAAUAAGUUUUGCAAUGGCUGUUUAUUUUUCUAACUAUUCAUUGUAUUUAAAAACAAUAUAUGAAUUGUCACCUAAAUAUAUAGGAUAUGUUAUAUCUAUUCAGGGUGUGAUAUCAUCUGUUUCUAGUUUUUUUAUAGGUUAUAUUAAUAAAUUUUACUCUUAUGAUAUUGAUUAUAGUGUACGGAAUUUACAUAUGUUCAUUCUUGUUGGUGUUUCAUUAACAGGAAUGAUUUUAGCUACAAAUGUGUAUAUGUUUAUUGUUUGUUUGCUACCUUUAGCGGUUGGUAGUGCUGUAGGUAGAUUAGUUUCUUUAGAAAUGGUGUUAACAAGAUGUAAAGGAAAACAUAGAGGAACUCUUAUUGGUGCAACAAAUAGUGUGACAUCUUUAUCGGGAGUUGUUGCCCCCAUGGUGGCGGGAUUCAUUGGACAAUACUUUGGGGUGGCAUAUGGACUAUAUGCAUCAUUAUUUGCAACAUUACUCGGAGUGGCAUUGAGCUAUCAAUAUAAGAGGAAAAGCAAAAUUGAGUAAGAUAAUGUAUGCAAUAUUUUACAUAAUGUUGGUACUAAUUGAUUGUGAAUUUAAUAAAUUUAUACAUGUUUA
Messenger RNA from Papilio polytes (common Mormon), 1502 nucleotides. RefSeq names its product quinolone resistance protein NorA-like. NCBI's taxonomy places the organism in Eukaryota, Metazoa, Arthropoda, Insecta, Lepidoptera, Papilionidae. The transcript is spliced from 5 exons. Gene Ontology annotation, molecular function: transmembrane transporter activity. The record is from RefSeq and is a predicted model, not a curated record. Gene Ontology annotation, biological process: transmembrane transport. Bases 210 to 1430 code for a protein of 406 amino acids.